AUGACAUAUGAUUAUGGGGCGUGGAGUAGCUACUUACUUCCCUUUCCCCCACCGCGCUACCUUCUUUCCCGGUCAUUGGGCUACUUACCUCCCCCCACACAGCUACUCACUUCCCCCCACCCAGCUACUUACUUCCCCCCACACAGCUACUCACUUCCCCCCACCCAGCUACUCACUUCCCCCCACACAGCUACUCACUUCCCACCACACAGCUACUCACUUCCCCCCACACAGCUACUCACUUCCCCCCAUACAGCUACUCACUUCCCCUCACCCAGCUACUCACUUCCCCCCACCCAGCUACUUACUUCCCCCCACCUAGCUACUCACUUCCCCCCACACAGCUACUCACUUCCCCCCACACAGCUACUCACUUCCCCCCACCCAGCUACUCACUUCCCCCCACCCAGCUACUCACUUCCCCCCACACAGCUACUCACUUCCCCCCACACAGCUACUCACUUCCCCCCACCCAGCUACUCACUUCCCCCCACCCAGCUACUCACUUCCCCCCACACAGCUACUCACUUCCCCCCACCCAGCUACUCACUUCCCCCCACCCAGCUACUUACUUCCCCCCACCCAGCUACUCACUUCCCCCCACACAGCUACUCACUUCCCCCCACACAGCUACUCACUUCCCCCCACCCAGCUACUCACUUCCCCCCACACAGCUACUCACUUCCCCCCACACAGCUACUCACUUCCCCCCACACAGCUACUCACUUCCCCCCACCCAGCUACUCACUUCCCCCCACCCAGCUACUCACUUCCCCCCACACAGCUACUCACUUCCCCCCACACAGCUACUCACUUCCCCCCACCCAGCUACUCACUUCCCCCCACACAGCUACUCACUUCCCCCCACCCAGCUACUCACUUCCCCCCACCCAGCUACUUACUUCCCCCCACCCAGCUACUCACUUCCCCCCACACAGCUACUCACUUCCCCCCACACAGCUACUCACUUCCCCCCACACAGCUACUCACUUCCCCCCACCCAGCUACUCACUUCCCCCCACCCAGCUACUCACUUCCCCCCACCCAGCUACUUACUUCCCCCCACCUAGCUACUCACUUCCCCCCACCCAGCUACUCACUUCCCCCCACCCAGCUACUUACUUCCCCCCACCUAGCUACUCACUUCCCCCCACACAGCUACUCACUUCCCCCCACACAGCUACUCACUUCCCCCCACACAGCUACUCACUUCCCCCCACCCAGCUACUCACUUCCCCCCACCCAGCUACUCACUUCCCCCCACACAGCUACUCACUUCCCCCCACACAGCUACUCACUUCCCCCCACCCAGCUACUCACUUCCCCCCACCCAGCUACUCACUUCCCCCCACACAGCUACUCACUUCCCCCCACACAGCUACUCACUUCCCCCCACCCAGCUACUCACUUCCCCCCACCCAGCUACUCACUUCCCCUCACCCAGCUACUCACUUCCCCCCACCCAGCUGA
Molecule: messenger RNA, 1470 nt
Organism: Closterium sp. Naga37s-1
Lineage: Eukaryota; Viridiplantae; Streptophyta; Zygnematophyceae; Desmidiales; Closteriaceae
Source: the annotation of a GenBank genome assembly